Messenger RNA from Anarrhichthys ocellatus (wolf-eel), 475 nucleotides. RefSeq names its product 5-hydroxytryptamine receptor 3B-like. NCBI's taxonomy places the organism in Eukaryota, Metazoa, Chordata, Actinopteri, Perciformes, Anarhichadidae. The annotation marks the transcript as partial. Gene Ontology annotation, cellular component: membrane. Gene Ontology annotation, molecular function: extracellular ligand-gated monoatomic ion channel activity. Gene Ontology annotation, biological process: monoatomic ion transport. The transcript has 4 exons. The record is from RefSeq and is a predicted model, not a curated record.
GAAGGAUGAGCAAUUUGUUUCCUACAUUUCGGUUAAUUUGAGGUGGGAAGAUCCUGGCAUUUCUUGGGAUCGUGAUGAUUUCUGUGGUAUUAGGAGGAUUUAUCCUCCUCCGAGUGUAUUGUGGACGCCAGAUAUAGCUAUUGAAGAGAUGAUAGAGAGUAAUAAGGUUGAGAGUCCUCAUGUCACCCUUGACUUUGACGGAGGGGUCUCUCUUUGGACCGACAUGGUGGUGGUCAGCACCUGCGCGAUGGAAGUUUACAAAUUUCCCUUCGAAGUUCAGAGCUGCAAACUAACUUUCAAGUCCACCAUACUCACUGAGGAUGAAAUGAGGCUUAUUUAUUUUGAUGACACCAAAUGGAGAAUUGAGUGGUCUCUCAAGAAGAUGACCCAGUCAGAGUGGCUGCUCACCAACCUGACCAUGAGUAAAGAAAUUGUCGACAAUUUUUACUCUGAUCUACCUGUGGUGGUUUACACU